AUGUCCAAAGCAGUGUACAUCUCACCUAUUGACGGCAAGCCGGGCAAACCAGGCCAAGUCUACUACCCACUUACUGUACGGACCCUACCCAAACCAACCCCGCAAAACAGCGAGCUACUGGUAAAGCUGAGCGCCGCAUCUCUCAACCACCGCGACCUCUUCCUCCGCCAGCACCUAUACCCAGGUGUAACAUUUGACGUACCUCUAUUAGCCGAUGGAGUUGGCGUGGUCACCGGUGCUGGUCCUAAUGUGUCAGAUGCGAACAAAUGGCAAGGCAAGCGAGUUGUCUUGAACCCGGGCGUGGGCUGGAAAGACUCGCCCGAUGGUCCGGAAGAGGCAGGUGGCUACCGUAUCAUGGGUGGUACGAAGGCCUAUGAUAAGGGUACCCUGCAAGAAUACAUUACUAUCGAUGAAUCGGAGGUUGAAGAAGCGCCGGAUCAUCUCUCAGAUGCAGAGGCUGCUGCUCUGCCUCUUACCGGGUUGACUGGAUGGCGUGCUCUGGUUUCUAAAGCUGGUGAUAGGAAUUCUAAGGAUGAUGCUGCCGUCCUGAUUACUGGCAUUGGGGGUGGCGUGGCGCUGAUGGUGUUACGUUUUGCGGUGGCCCGAGGAGCCAAUGUCUUUGUUACGAGUUCUAGCCAGGAGAAAAUAGAUAAGGCUGUCAAGCUUGGUGCGGUUGGUGGAGUAAGUUAUCGUGAAGCAGGCUGGGAGAAGAAGCUGCUGGGUAUGCUUCCGUCUAGCAAGAAAAACUUUGAUACUAUCAUCGAUGGUGCUGGUGGUGAUUCUAUCGAGAAGGCCGCGAAGUUGCUCAAAGCUGGUGGUGUUAUCUCUAUCUACGGCAUGACAGUCUCCCCCAAGAUGCCCUUCUUGAUGCAGGCUGUUCUCAAGAAUAUCGACGUUCGUGGCUCGACUAUGGGUUCACGGAAGGAAUUCAAGGAGAUGGUGGAGUUUGUUAAGACUAAAAGGAUUUAUCCUGUUGUAUCACGAGUGCUGCAGACUGAGAUUGAUGACUUGGUUUCUAUCGAUGGACUGUUUGAGGAUAUGAAGCAGGGGAGCCAGUUUGGAAAGCUGGUAAUUGACUUUGGAAGCUCAUCGACCAGCAAGCUCUAG
This is a messenger RNA of Penicillium taxi, 1107 nucleotides long. Its product is annotated as putative alcohol dehydrogenase. The record is from RefSeq and is a predicted model, not a curated record. The coding region runs from base 1 to 1107 and encodes 368 amino acids. The transcript is spliced from 2 exons. Lineage: Eukaryota; Fungi; Ascomycota; Eurotiomycetes; Eurotiales; Aspergillaceae. Gene Ontology annotation, molecular function: oxidoreductase activity.